Molecule: messenger RNA, 2008 nt
Organism: Trifolium pratense (red clover)
Lineage: Eukaryota; Viridiplantae; Streptophyta; Magnoliopsida; Fabales; Fabaceae
Product: protein ALTERED PHOSPHATE STARVATION RESPONSE 1-like
Exons: 4
Coding region: 187-1905 (572 amino acids)
Source: RefSeq, a predicted model, not a curated record
AAGCAAUAACAUAACAUUCACUCAAUCACUCUCCACUAAAACGGCAUCGUUUAGUUACCUUGACGCUGAAGCUUUCAUCUCUUCCACACUGUCACACUCAAAUCGAAUCUCUCCCUAUACACUUAAUAACACUAACCUUCAAUUUUCAACAAUUUCAAAACCAAAGCCAAAAAAAUAAAAUUAAAUAUGGGUUGCUACCAAUCGAAAAUAGAGAAUGACGAAGCCAUAUCGCGAUGUAAAGACCGUCAUUAUUUGAUGAAACAGGCGGUUUCCACCCGGAACUACUUCGCUGCCGCACACUCUUCCUACGGCGCCUCGCUAAAAAACGCAGGCGCCGCUCUAAUUGAUUUUGCUCAAGGGGAACAACAAAAUUUUGUACUAUCUCCUUCCUAUGAUGUUCCUUUACCUCCUCCUCCUCUUCCUGAUGUACCUGCCGCUCUGCGGCGUGCUAUCACCAUGCCGGAUUUUGAAUCCGAUAUGGUGGAAACUGUUCUGGAAGAGGAGGAUGGUGAUGAAGAUGAUGAAGUUGUUGGUUUGGGUGGUGUGAGAAAGGAUUUUGUGAAAAAAGAUAGUGUGAGUUUGAAUGUGAUUCAGGUGUUGAGUGAAGUUGAUAAUCAUUUUAUAUUGGCUUCUGAAGCUGCUCGUGAUGUUUCCAUAAUUCUUCAGGCUACUCGUCUUCACUUUCAUUCCAAUUUUUCUGAUUCUACUAGAGGACACCUUGAUUACUCUGCGAGGGUGAUGCGAGUUGUAACAUGGGAUCGAUCAUUCAGAGAAACACCGAAUACUGAUGAAGUGCAAGAUGAUUUUGAUUCAGAGAAACAUGAAACACUUGCUACUGUAUUAGAUAAGUUGCUGGCAUGGGAAAGGAAACUUUAUAAAGAAGUUAAGGCUGCCGAGUUAACAAAAUCUGAAUACCAUAGAAAAGUUGCCACCGUCAACAAGCUAGAGAAAAGAGGUACAAACACAGAAACAUUGGAGAAAGCAAAAGCAGAAGUCAGUCAUUUGGAUUCAAUUUAUAUUGUAGAUGUGCAAUCAUUGGACUCAACAAUCUCCGAGAUAAACGAUUUACGCGAUCAGCAGUUGUACCUGAAACUUGUUCAGCUUGUUGAUGGGAUGGCAACAAUGUGGGGAACUAUGCAUUACCACCAUAAGAAGCAGUUUAUAAUUAUGAAGUUAUUAAGAUCAUUAGAUUCUCAGUUUCCUAAUGAAACAAGUGAACACCAUCAUGAUAGAACAUACCAAUUAUUGAAUGUUAUGCAAGAGUUCGAAUCACAGUUUGAAAAGUCGAUAAACAAUCAAAAGGGUUUCAUAAAAGCCUUAUAUAGUUGGUUAAAACUGAAUCUUAUCCUUGUCGAAAAUGAUAUAAAGGCAAAGAUUUCUUCACCAUAUAUACAAAUUCUUCUUCAUGCUUGGAAUGAUCAUCUAGAGAAACUUUCUGAUGAACGUACUUUGAAAGCCAUUUCACAUUUUGUUGCUGUGGUGGAUUCUCUUUAUCAACAACAAGAACAAGAGUUGGUUUUAAAGAGAAAAUGCGAGGAGAUGCAAAAGGAGCUUACGCGCAAAUGCCAACGAUUUGAUCGGUGGGAAUGCAAAUAUAAGAAAAAGAAAAGACUCGAAGAGUUUGAUCAGAAUAGAGUAGAAGGUGAUAAUACUAAUGAUCUUAUUCCGGAUGAAGUUGUUAGGGAGAAGAAAGUUUUGAUUGAACUAGAAAAGAGAUUGGAUGAAGAAAAAAGUGCUUUUGAAAGACAGUGCUUACAUGUGAGGCAAAAAUCUUUGGGGUGUCUUAAAAAUAGCUUGCUAGAACUUUUUAGAGCUAUGACAGAUUUUUCUUUUGAAUUUUCUAAAAUGUAUAGUGAAUUAAGGUGUAUAGCACACAAAUUAAGAUCAGCACAAAGCUCAUCAUGAGAGUAAAACACAAAGUGUGGCUCUGGAACAUAUCAUUCAAAGAAAACAAGAUUUUAACUUUGUUAUUCUUUCUUAUUGAAAGUAGUUUUCACUGUGGUUCAUA